Leptinotarsa decemlineata (Colorado potato beetle) is the source of this 3300-nucleotide messenger RNA. RefSeq names its product UNC93-like protein. Gene Ontology annotation, molecular function: potassium channel regulator activity. The record is from RefSeq and is a predicted model, not a curated record. Gene Ontology annotation, biological process: regulation of potassium ion transport; regulation of muscle contraction. Gene Ontology annotation, cellular component: plasma membrane; striated muscle dense body. Lineage: Eukaryota; Metazoa; Arthropoda; Insecta; Coleoptera; Chrysomelidae.
UGCAUUCCAAUCGCGAUCCAAAUGGCCAAUUUGACCGAGUUAACGUGCAGAAGUGACGGUCUGUGAUUAAUGAUAUUUGUGUGAAAUUUUUUACAGACGGAAUACGAAAUGGACCCCCAAGCAAACAGAAGGUUUUCGCUAGCCCUCCCGGUUUCCCUGGCUCCGAAACAACGGAGGAUGUCGGUCAGAAGCUUCUACUGGGUCAUGGUCAAUCCUAUGAUCGAGGAGGGUGAUCGCGGCCCAGAGAUGACCGCGUCCCUCGGCGACAGUGGGGGUGAUGGUGGCAACCAUGACGCCAGCCACAAUCACUCUGAUGUAUACACCGUGUCCGUCACUGGUGCCUACGACAACAAAGGCUUCAAAGGCGACGGCAACAAUGGCGACCCAAAGAAACCACCCCGCGAAAUCACGGACGAAGAAGCGUCCCAGCAAGGGAAAUUCAAAAUGUCCACCAAGGAGAAAUGGAGAAUACUGAAGAACGUCUCGGCCAUAUCGUGUGCAUUCAUGAUCCAGUUCACAGCCUUCCAAGGCACAGCUAACCUACAAAGUAGUAUAAACGCCAAGGACGGUCUCGGCACAGUUUCCCUCAGUGCAGUAUACGCGGCAUUAGUAGUUAGUUGCAUAUUCGUGCCAACUUUCCUCAUAAAAAAACUCACCGUUAAAUGGACCUUGUGCUUUUCCCUGCUGAUGUACGCGCCUUACAUCGGCGCCCAGUUUUUCCCCAGGUUUUACACACUCGUACCUGCUGGAAUUCUCCUCGGUGUAGGCGCUGCCCCCAUGUGGGCUUCCAAGGCAACUUAUCUCACACAGGUAGCAGGCGUAUAUGCUAAACUCACGGACCAAGCUGUAGACGGUAUCAUAGUGAGAUUCUUUGGAUUCUUCUUUCUGGCUUGGCAGACGGCAGAGCUGUGGGGCAAUCUCAUUUCUUCUCUUGUUUUGAGCAACCCCCAUGGUGGAGGAGGCAGUCACAGCAACACUACAACAACAAAUUUCGAUGUAUGUGGUGCCAAUUUUUGUGUUAGUACCCUGAAUAGUAACGAGAACCUUUCAAGACCUGACGAUCAGGAAAUUUAUGAAAUUUCCUCGAUAUAUUUGGGAUGUAUUAUCGUGGCAGCUAUUUUAAUAGCUCUUGUUGUCGAUCCACUCUCAAGGUAUGGUGAAAAACAAGGUCGAAGAAACAGCACAGUCGAACUCACCCCUAUCCAGCUUCUCUCUGCCACGGCCUACCAGCUCAAGAAACCUUACCAGCAACUUCUGAUUCCCAUUACCGUAUGGAUAGGCAUGGAGCAAGCUUUCAUCGGGGCAGACUUCACCCAAGCCUACGUUUCGUGUGCUUUGGGUAUUCCAUCAGUAGGCUACGUAAUGAUAUGUUUCGGAUGCGUCAACGCUGUCUGCAGUCUCUUAUUCGGAUCAAUCAUGAAAUACAUCGGAAGGGCACCCAUCAUGGGUCUAGGUGUGCUAGUACAUACUGGACUGCAGAUAUGGAUGUUGCUUUGGAGGCCGCACCCCGAUACUCCCUUCAAGUUCUUCGUAGCCGCAGGGCUAUGGGGAGUUGGAGAUGCAGUGUGGCAGACUCAAGUCAAUGGACUCUAUGGUACUCUGUUCCGACGUAACAAAGAAGCGGCCUUCUCUAACUAUCGUCUCUGGGAGAGUGUUGGUUUCGUAAUAGCUUACGCUUACAGCACACACCUCUGCGCUAGGAUGAAGCUAUACGUCCAACUCGCCAUGCUGCUGUGCGGGUUCCUGCUUUACGUCGCCGUGGAAAUCCACCAUCUACACAAAAUCCGCAAGCAGAAGGAGAAGGAGAAGAGGGCGGCCGAAGCAGAAAGGAACAAAGUCGUAAUGCCGCCAGAACCAGAAGAAACUGACGACGAAAAGGAUGACAUCGAUGAUGAGAUUAUCGUAACACAUUUAUGAGUUGUAGGCAUUCUAACUGACCCUCGAUGAGUUUGGAUACGCAGUCUUCUAGAAGAAAGGGACCAGUACCGAUAAUAUUACGACAUUUUUAUUGAAAUGCAGUAGUAUUUAGAUCAGUUUUUGCCAAUAUCAUACAGGUCGAGCACUAUCCACAGUGUAUAUAAUAUUUUAUCUGAAUUAUUUUACUUAGACUAUUCAGUAUGUGUGUAGGUACGUGAUAUUUAAAAGCAUCAUUGAUCAAAAAAGUUAUUGUAGAUAAAUCAAACCUUUCCAUUUAUUAUUUUUUUCUUCGAUGUGCCUUCAAUUGGCAGAUGAGAUAGUUCACUAAAACUGAGGAGAAAGUGAAACAAACAGUAUUACGUAGCAAAAGAGAGUGAAUAUUAUAAGUGCAAAUGUAGGAACUAACAGAAAAGUUUUUAAUUCGGCAUCAGUUGGAAAAAAUCAAAACAAAUUUUUGUGUCCAGGUAAAUACAACUUUUGUUAAAAUUUUAUUUACGAAUUAUUGAAAAACAAAGAGUGAUCUCAAUAUCCGUUCAAAAUAAUUCACUUGAAGAGAAAGCUGACGAAAACAAAGUUUUUAUAAUAAAUCAGAAAACAUUCAACCAUUCAAAAUUGAUUCCGAAUGUUUAUUCACGAUUGUACGGAUUUAAAUCUUAAUCAGAAUUCAAAAGUUUUCAGCCAUACAGCCAUGAAAAUUUAAGAAAAACUCAUUUUUCAUCAAACUGAAUAUCUGCAUAGAAAUCAAUAUUCAGGUUUGAAUUCAAUUACUCGUAAUUUCAAUUACUCUUUUUUGUGUGAUUUCUUUAUUUUCUAGGUAUAUUGCCAAAAGUUUUAUGAACAAUGAAAAAUUGAACACAUCUUGGAAAUCAGAGUACUUACCUCUGACAAAAUUUCUCCUCUAGAUCAAUUUAUUCAUACUCGUAUACUCAGUUUUGCAACUCGAGUUCGUGGACAUACGGUUCAUCGGGAUUUCAAUGGAGAUUUUCAAAGAAAUCCUGGUAAUAUUCUGUAGAUACAAUUUUGUGUGUCUUUAAAUUAGUUUUACAAUCAUUCAGAUUUUAAUUAACAUUUAUUUAUUUUCUACACCAUCAAAGUCCACGAUCUCCUUCAACUUCAUUUUAAGACAUUUUGAAAAUGUUCCAAAAUCCGAAGCAUGUCCAAAUUUCAUCAUUUGGCCCUGCUUCAGAUUAACACGACUUGUGUUAUACAUAAUUUAUAUCAUUUUAUUUUCCUGAUUUUUUCAGAUGGAAAUGUACAGUAAUUAUGCAUAUUUAGUUCAGAUGUUUGUUAGUAGGUUGUAUAAUAUAGGAAUUUAAGUACUCAAAUUGUGAAUUCCUCAGUAUUCCACAAGCAAUACUGCAGUAAUAAAUUAUUUUAAGUUAU